AUGGAGUGGAGAAACGAGCUGGGCUUUACGGAUCGAUUAAAAGCCAUCCAGGCACUCACUACGGCCUACCAACAGGCGUCUUCAUCUGCGGCCUUCACUGAGGCUCAAGCGCAAGCAAGCCGAUAUGAAAACGAGGCCUACGACCAAGCCGUCUCCAAGGAGGAGUAUGAGCGGAUGUGUCAGCAAGCAAUUGAUGAAGCGGAGACAACGAAAUCUGUAGCUUCGGUCAUCGGCAAUUCUCACCCAGUGCAGGAUAUCCUUCAAGAAUCGGAGCCAUCGUCUGAUGUUGCAACGGGUGAAACGUUUGGCAAAUAUGUCUCGUGUUUCCAUCAUUUUGAUGGAUUGCAUUCUACCGUCUAUAAGUCCAAGGCCGAAGAUGGGUCGAUACGGGCCAUCAAGAUCACCAUCCCGCAUUUAAUGACCGCUCCCCACGAUGUGCAGCGCGAGGCCCGGCUAUUGCGUGAAGCAUCCAGCACACAUGUGGUUCCUUUAAUCGAGACUUUCAAGCUGGAUGGAGGUAGACUAGUUCUGGUCUUCCCCUUUCUCCGAUAUGAUUUGGAGCAUUUGCUCCGGCGUGAUUUGGUCACAGCAACCCAAACACGCUCCAUCUUGCAUGGUUUGUUUCAAGCACUUUCCUACCUUCAUAAAUUAGGAAUAGUUCAUCGGGAUAUCAAGCCAUCAAAUAUUUUGAUGGAUUCUCCUGAGGGCCCGGCUUACUUGGCAGAUUUUGGGAUCGCUUGGAAGGAUGGGGACCCUGCAUCCGAGCCAAGUGAUAAGAAGAUCACUGAGGUCGGCACCACGAGCUACCGAGCCCCCGAGAUUUUGUUCGGGUACAAAGGUUAUGGAACACCGCUUGAUCUUUGGGCGGCUGGAUGUGUAGUGGCAGAAACCAUUGCUGUGGGCCAUAAGGAAUUGUUUGAUUCAGGACCAGUGGGAAGUGACUUGUCACUAAUCCAUUCUAUCUUCAAAACACUCGGCACUCCUGAUAACAACAUAUGGCCGGAGGUUUCUCAGCUUCCCGACUGGGGAAAGGUCGAAUUCCAUCAUUUCCCUGCCAGACCCUGGGAUGAAAUCCUUCCGGGUGUGUCCUCCAGAGGCCGCGAUUUGGCUCGCGGCCUGCUGUGCUACCAGAGCAGCCAGCGACUCUCUGCCGACGAGGCACUCCGACACUCGUAUUUCUCCACUUCUUAA
This is a messenger RNA of Penicillium macrosclerotiorum, 1191 nucleotides long. RefSeq names its product putative cell division protein kinase (Ctk1). Gene Ontology annotation, molecular function: cyclin-dependent protein serine/threonine kinase activity; ATP binding. Gene Ontology annotation, biological process: protein phosphorylation. Gene Ontology annotation, cellular component: cytoplasm; nucleus. The record is from RefSeq and is a predicted model, not a curated record. NCBI's taxonomy places the organism in Eukaryota, Fungi, Ascomycota, Eurotiomycetes, Eurotiales, Aspergillaceae. The coding region runs from base 1 to 1191 and encodes 396 amino acids. The transcript is spliced from 5 exons.